Messenger RNA from Nasonia vitripennis (jewel wasp), 3598 nucleotides. RefSeq lists its product as uncharacterized. Gene Ontology annotation, biological process: carbohydrate metabolic process. Gene Ontology annotation, molecular function: chitin binding; protein binding; hydrolase activity, acting on carbon-nitrogen (but not peptide) bonds. Gene Ontology annotation, cellular component: extracellular region. Bases 1170 to 2771 code for a protein of 533 amino acids. The transcript has 5 exons. NCBI's taxonomy places the organism in Eukaryota, Metazoa, Arthropoda, Insecta, Hymenoptera, Pteromalidae. The record is from RefSeq and is a predicted model, not a curated record.
AAGGGGCAUAUAAGAGCGCCGACAUUCACGAUUUUUUUCUUCGAAAGAAGAAAUGAAGCUUCAACAACGAAAUAUCGGAAAAGUUGCUCCGCUUAGACGUACUAUAUAAUAAUCCAAUUUGGAGAAGGGCCAAAUUUCCAAAGCUCGCGUUUGACAAAUGCCCACAUUUUUCUUCCAUCGAGUGUAUACACAGCAUUAUUACUCUAAUCUACAGCUGGGGGCGAAAUUUCAGCACCGAGAGCGCUUUUUGAAGAAGUUUCGACGCAUUUGGGAAAUUUUUUUUUCGCAAGCGUUAAUUGGAUGUAUACGCACGCCGGGAGCGUAUAAUAUAAAGUCAUAUGCGCGCGCGUUUUGGUUAUGAAAUUUGACUUUCGGCGCGUCCCGUGUCCGUUAUAAUACGAAUUUUAAUUGCCUAAACUCAUCCCCCGUUUAUACUCACGAGCACGUGUACCCGCGGUGGUGUUUGACGUUGUCGUUCGAGGGUUUCUGUAUACGUAUAAAGAGCGAUGCUUUGCGUACAAGCGACGUGUUCAUAUCGUACCUUACGAAAUCUCUCAUUGUCAAAAGAAAUGUUCCUUCCUAUUAGAACAAGACCGGAGAAAGUGAAGAGGAUGUACAUUUCGUACACGCGAGAUGACAGUGCAUCGGUGUAAAAGUAUACCACACGAACUUUCAUUGAUCAACGGGAAAAAAUCGGCAGGAAUCAUCUCCACCCACGGGAUCCACGCUCAAGCUGUGCGUAUACAAUCCCCCCACACACCCAUACAUACACACAGGGUUGCAGUUAAGCCCGCUGCGGCGGCGCUGCUCAUACUCGCUUGCGCGAGCGGGAAGCCAUAAGUCCCCGGUAGUGGGACUCGCCGGAGCCGCGGGUGGUGGUGGAAAUAUAAGUGCCGGUCGAGUGCCCGGCUGCAGCCAGUCUUUGCCAAGCGUACCUUCGAUACGAUAAGGUUCGCGCGGCACCUUUCACACUCGACACUCGAGAUAGAGAGAGAGAGAGACAGAGGAGGAUAUCUAUCUUCGUAUAAUAUACAGGAGUCGCGGCGAGAAUCGCGAGUAUACAAGUGUGCGACAGUUUUUUCUUCGUCUUCUUCUUCGCUCCCCUCUCUCGUAGAGCGGGAUAGAGAGAAAGAAUCCUGACCAAAUCCAGACAGGAAGUGCGAGAGAGGAUGAGGUGCGAGUUGGUGCUGCUACUCGCACUGGCGCUCGCCUGUGCCGAGGCAGCGUCGAGUCGCGUGAAGCGUCAGGACGACAAGAAGGAGGAUAGCUUCGAGAACGAGAUCUGCAAGGACAAGGAUGCCGGCGAGUGGUUCAGGCUCGUCGCCGGCGAGGGUGACAACUGCCGUGACGUGAUCCAGUGCACGAGUUCCGGCCUCCAGGCGAUCCGUUGCCCGGCCGGUCUGUACUUCGACAUCGACAAGCAGACCUGCGACUGGAAGGGCGCGGUGAACAACUGCAAGAUCAAGAACAAGGAGCGCAAGGUCAAGCCCCAGCUCUUCACCGAGGAGCCCCUCUGCCCCGAUGGUUCCCUAGCCUGCGGUGACGGCAUCUGUAUCGAGAAGCUGCUCUUCUGUAACGGCGAGAAGGACUGCGCCGAUGGAUCCGACGAGAACGUCUGCGACAUGGACAAUGACCCCAACCGAGCCCCGCCUUGCGAUCCAAGUGUCUGCACCCUGCCCGACUGCUACUGCUCCGAGGAUGGAACCCAGAUCCCGAGCGACCUACCACCUAAGGAUGUGCCCCAGAUGAUCACCAUCACCUUCGACGACGCCAUCAACAACAACAACAUCGGCCUCUACAAGGAGAUCUUCAACGGCAAGCGCAAGAACCCCAACGGCUGCGACAUCAAGGCCACCUUCUUCGUCUCGCACAAGUACACCAACUACUCGGCCGUCCAGGAGAUGCACAGGAAGGGCCACGAGAUCGCGGUUCACUCCAUCUCGCACAACGACGACGAGAGAUUCUGGUCCGAGGCUUCGGUCGACGACUGGGCCAAGGAGAUGGCCGGUAUGAGAAUCAUCGCUGAGAAGUACGCCAACCUGACCGACAACAGCGUCGUGGGUGUGCGCUCGCCCUACCUCCGAGUGGGCGGUAACAACCAGUUCACCAUGAUGGAGGAACAGGCCUUCCUCUACGACUCCACCAUCACCGCAGCCCUCAACAACCCGCCCCUAUGGCCCUACACCAUGUACUUCAGGAUGCCCCACCGUUGCCACGGAAACCUGCAGAAGUGCCCCACCAGGUCCCACGCCGUCUGGGAGAUGGUGAUGAACGAGUUGGACCGUCGCGAGGACCCGGAGAACGACGAGUACCUGCCCGGCUGUGCUAUGGUUGACUCGUGCUCCAACAUCCUGACCGGCGACCAGUUCUACAACUUCCUGACCCACAACUUCAACCGGCAUUACGAGCAGAAUCGCGCGCCUCUCGGCCUCUACUUCCACGCCGCCUGGCUGAAGAACAACCCCGAGUUCCUCGACGCCUUCCUCUACUGGAUCGACGAGACCCUCAAGGACCACAACGACGUCUACUUCACGACGAUGACCCAGGUGAUCCAGUGGAUCCAGAACCCGAGGACCGUAUCCGAGGCCAAGACCUUCGAGCCCUGGAGGGAAAAGUGCGUCGUCGAGGGACCACCAGCCUGUUGGGUGCCCCACUCCUGCAAGCUCACCACCAAAGAGGUUCCCGGGGAGACGAUCAAUCUCCAGACCUGCGUGAGAUGUCCCAACAACUACCCCUGGAUCAACGACCCCACUGGAGAUGGAUUCUAUUAAUCUCGCUUGGGCUAUUUUUUCCACGUUCACCGAAGCGAUUAGCCACUCGAGAGAAAAUGUGAGACACGACAAGACAACACGCGCUCCUGAUACACGUUCGUUCCUCGUCUAAGUCAAGACAAACACACGAUGUGCAGAGAGAGAAAGAAAGAGAAAGAGAAAGAGAGAGAGAGAGAGAGAGAGAGAGAGAGAGAGAGAGAGAGAGAGAGAGAGAGAAAUGAACCAGAUCUCGCGCGUCCGCGCAAGAAGAGAGAGGGAGGAGAUGUUUUUUUUUUAUUUUAUUUUUAUUAUUAAACCCCACUACGCUUCGUGUCGCGAAUUCGAUUUAUUUUUAUUGUCCACUAUACGUAGUGACGCGUACUUUAGAGAAUCGGCGAUCUGCCGUCGGAAUUUUGUUGACCCUCUCGCAGCCUGCCCCCGCUUUCUUCUUUUUUGUGUAAUCAAAUUUAUUAUUUAAACGAGAGAAAGAAAGAGCGAGUUGAAGAAGAAGAAGAUGGCGGACAAGUCGUGCGCCGAGAAAAUGUCCGCGAGUGAGACUCUGUUAAUGUAAUAUAUAUAGACGUACUUGAAACUUUUUUUCUUCUUUGUACUCCUUCGUUUUAUUUUUUUCUUCGUUACUUUUCUUUUUUUAUACGCUGCGUCCGAAAUUUUUCCCUUUUCCCACUGAUUUUCUUUACCCUAUCGACUAUCCUUCCGGCCAAAAGAGAGCCAUCAUCACCAAACCUUACGAUUAUUAUUAAUUAUUGUGUGUGUAUAUUACGAAGUAAGCAGUACAUACUGUUCCCGAGAUAAAACAAUCUGUAAUAAAAAAGACUUUUUAAAAUCAA